AAAAAAAAAAAUUACCUUAAAUAAUAAUAUUUAAAAAUAUUAUAUAAAUUAAAUUCUAAAAAUAAAAUUUUAAAUUAAAUUAAAGCCAAAAUGUUCAAAUUCAUCACAUUAUUCGUAUUCAUUGGUAUUGCUAGUGCACAACAUUAUGCACAUGGACCAUUAUUAGGACAUUAUGCAGCACCAGCUGUUGUUAAAGCAGUUGCACCAGUAGUUAAAUAUGCAGCACCAGCAAUAGUUAAACAAGUAGAAUAUGAUGCACCAGCACAUUAUGAUUUCUCAUAUUCAGUACAUGAUGAACAUACUGGUGAUAUUAAAUCACAACAAGAAUCACGUCAAGGUGAUGUUGUACAUGGUUCAUAUUCAUUAAUUGAUGCUGAUGGUUUCCAUCGUAUUGUUGAAUAUACAUCUGAUGCACAUAAUGGUUUUAAUGCUGUUGUUAGACGUGAACCAUUAGGACAUAAAGUUGUUAAAGCAGUUGCACCAAUUGCUAAAGUAAUUGCACCAGCACCAGUAUAUCAUGCACCAGUUGCACAUUAUGCAGCACCAAUUGCUAAAGUAGCAUAUGCAGCACCAGUUGCUAAAGUUGCAUAUGCAGCACCAGCUGCCCAUGUUGCAGUACAUGCACCAGCUUAUGCCUAUCAUCAUUAA
This is a messenger RNA of Condylostylus longicornis, 648 nucleotides long. RefSeq names its product cuticle protein-like. Gene Ontology annotation, cellular component: extracellular matrix. The record is from RefSeq and is a predicted model, not a curated record. NCBI's taxonomy places the organism in Eukaryota, Metazoa, Arthropoda, Insecta, Diptera, Dolichopodidae. Bases 91 to 648 code for a protein of 185 amino acids. The transcript is spliced from 2 exons.